Molecule: messenger RNA, 1465 nt
Organism: Eurypyga helias (sunbittern)
Lineage: Eukaryota; Metazoa; Chordata; Aves; Eurypygiformes; Eurypygidae
Product: syntaxin-binding protein 5-like
Exons: 7
Biological process (GO): regulation of protein secretion; regulation of exocytosis
Cellular component (GO): cytoplasm; plasma membrane; SNARE complex
Molecular function (GO): GTPase activator activity; myosin II binding; syntaxin binding
Source: RefSeq, a predicted model, not a curated record
CAAAGAUGUCCAGGAAGCUAAGUUUGCCAACUGAGUUAAAGCCUGAUUUAGAUGUCAAAGACAACUCUUUCAGUCGAUCCCGGAGCUCUAGUGUAACUAGCAUUGAUAAAGAGUCACGUGAGGCCAUUUCAGCUCUUCAUUUUUGUGAGACUUUCACAAGAAAGGCUGAUACAUCACUUUCCCCAUGCCUGUGGGUUGGGACCACACUGGGUACAGUGCUCGUCAUUGUACUGAACUUACCCCCAGGAGGAGAACAAAGACUUCUUCAACCAGUCAUUGUUUCUCCUAGUGGAACUAUUCUAAGGCUGAAAGGGGCAAUCUUGAGAAUGGCUUUUCUGGAUACCACAGGCUCUUUGGUCCCACCAGCACAUGAACCCUGGAGAGAACACAAUGUUCCUGAAGAUAAAGAUGAAAAAGAUAAAUCAAAAAAACGACGACCUGUCUCAGUAUCCCCCUCUUCCUCUCAGGAAAUCAGUGAAAACCAAUAUGCAGUGAUAUGUUCGGAAAAACAAGCAAAAGUUAUCUCACUGCCAUCCCAGAACUGUAUUUAUAAGCAAAACAUAACAGAGACUUCUUUUGUUCUUCGUGGAGAUAUAGUGUCAUUGAGUAACAGUAUCUGCCUUGCAUGUUUCUGUGCCAACGGACAUAUUAUGACUUUUAGUUUGCCAAGUCUAAGGCCGUUGUUGGAUGUGUAUUACCUGCCACUCACCAAUAUGCGAAUAGCCAGAACAUUCUGCUUCACCAAUAAUGGACAAGCACUCUACCUUGUCUCACCAACUGAAAUACAGAGGCUCACCUACAGUCAAGAAACAUGUGAAAAUCUUCAGGAAAUGUUGGGUGAGCUCUUCACUCCUGUAGAAACACCAGAAGCACCGAACAGGGGGUUCUUUAAAGGCCUGUUUGGAGGUGGGGCACAGUCACUUGACAGAGAAGAACUCUUUGGAGAAUCAGCAUCUGGGAAGGCAUCAAGAAGUCUUGCCCAGCAUAUUCCAGGGCCUGGGGGGAUUGAAGGUGUCAAAGGAGCAGCAUCUGGUGUAGUUGGUGAACUAGCACGAGCCCGGUUGGCACUAGAUGAAAGAGGACAGAAACUAGGAGAACUGGAAGAAAAAACUGCAGCUAUGCUUUACAGUGCCGAUUCUUUCUCUAAACAUGCUCAUGAGAUGAUGUUGAAGUACAAAGACAAGAAGUGGUACCAAUUCUGAUGAUGGUCAUUAAUUACAUGUGUUUAAUUUUGUCCUGAUGAAAAAAUCUUUUUUCAUUAAUUUUGGCAGGACCGUGGAAAUUUAGAGGAGUAUUCACCAUUGGAUACUGUUGUUUCCUAGCACAAAUCACAGUUUUACCUCAGUCAUGGCUGUAACUGAGGAGCUUUAUCCUUAAAAGAAACACACACAAGAAAAAAAGCUUGAGUGUUUCUUAGCUGUUGGUUAGCUGAGAGUUGGAACAGAGAAGGUAACUAGAACAUAUG